AUGACACUUUCUUUUCAUCUCAUCAUCACGCUUGAAUUGGAUACAGCUGUUACUGAGAGUAUAUUGGAUACAAGUGUAUCAUCUCAAAAAAGUCUUAAUCGAAGUUCAAGUAAUCCAGACUUAUCUCAACAUAAAGCACUUUCAUCUUCUACAUCAUUAGCAAACGAUGACGUUGAUAAUUCAGCAUUUAUUGUUAAAGUUUAUCGUUCUGAUCAAUCAUUUAAAUAUUUUCCUGUACAUAAAGAUACAACAGCUAAACAAGUUGUCAUGUUAGCAAUAACAGAAUUUGGUAUUGCCGAUCAAAGCAGUCGUCUGUCUUGUCGUGAAUUUGAUUUGUUGCGACAAAGUAUAUUUUAUGAUGACAUGUGUUAUUCGUUAUGCGAAGUAUCUGCUGAAAAUGGUGUUAUUAAACAAAAGCGUUUACCAGAUCAUAUAGAUAAUCUUCCUGAACGACUUUCAUUAAAUGCACGAUAUUAUUUAAAAAAUAAUCAUUCAACAGAAACAUUGGUACCCGAUCAAUUAGCACAUGAAUUAAUACGUGAAGCACAAAUUAAUUUUUUACAAUUAGAUGCAUUAGAAAUAUGUGCACAAUUAACAUUAAGAGAUUUUGCAUUAUUUAAAAGUAUACAACCAACGGAAUAUAUCGAUCAUGUAUUUAAACUUAAUUCAUUAUACGGUUCACCACAUUUAGAUAAAUUUCUUAAACUUCCAAAUGAAGAAAUGUAUUGGAUAAUUACAGAAAUUGUUCGAGAACAAAAUAUUGUUCGACGUUCUAAAAUUAUUAAACAUUUUAUUAAAAUUGCUAAAUGUUGUAAAGAUAUGAAAAAUUUUAAUUCAAUGUUUGCUAUUGUAAGUGGACUUGAUCAUAAAGCUGUUCAACGUUUACAAACAACGUGGGAACGAAUACCAGAUAAAUAUAAAAAAAUGUUUGAAGAAUUAAAAUCAUUACUCGAUUUAUCUCGAAAUAUGUCCGUUUAUCGAAAUUUAUUAAAAAGUGAAUUUAUAAUGCCUCCAAUUAUACCUAUGUUUCCUGUAUGUAUGAAAGAUUUAACAUUCAUUCAUUUGGGUAAUCAAUCCGAAGAUGAUGGAUUAAUCAAUUUUGAAAAAUUACGAAUGUUAGCAAAAGAAAUUCGACAUAUAACUGGAAUGGCUUCAUCAUCAUAUGAUAUUACAAAUAUGUUUGAUUCUCCUACAUCUCAUUCUCAUGUAUUUGGUAAUUCAACUGAUACAUUUGGUACGAUAAAAAGAACUCAUACUGGAAUUCGUUUAUCCGUUUUGGCAAAUGCAAAACGUCUUUAUGAUGAAGCAUUAAUGGUGAAAAAAGUGAAAACAUAUUUGAGUAAUGCAGAUGUGAUUCAAGAUGAAAGUAAAUUAAUCGAUUUGGCUAAUCAAUGUGAACCAGAUGGUGCAUCUCCAAUAAUUGGUACACUAGCCUCUUUAAGUAUACCAGAAGAAGAUGAGGACUUUUAUGUUGUCGGUGCAUCAGCAGUUGAUAAUGAGACAAAUAAUAAUAGUGAACAUAAAAGUAAUCCUCCUUCAUCACCAUCAGCAGCAGCAUCACCAUCAUUUAGUCUUGUAAAUGCGUUUCUACAAAACGUAAGCACAUUAAAACGUCGUGGUCCAUCACCAUCGGCAAGUAGUUUAUCAAGUAAUUCAUCAUAUGAUCGACGUGCUGGACAAUUACCAAAAUUUGAUUUAUAUACAGGUACACAAUCUCCUGAUGCUAUGAAUAAAUUACUACAAUUAUCGGACAGUAAUCGCGUUAAACCACGUGCACCCCAAAAACCAUUUUAUCACCAUCCUGCAUCCCCGUUACCUCCAACAUCGUCAAUUUCAAUUACAAAUCCAACAUCGGACAGUUUAGCUUCAACAUCAGCGACUACUCUCUCAUCGACGCCAACAUCUCCACCACUGUUAACUUUCCAUAAACGAUCAGUACCAAAUAUUAAAAUUGCUUUAACCAGUGAAAGUUCAAGUUUAAAUCCCUCUUCUCAACGACCUAAACAUCAUCAACGUCAACAGCCCCAACAUCAUUCGAAUUCAAAUUCGUUGAUUGAUCAACCACUUCGUGGAUCUCCUAUAUCAUAUGACGGUGAUUCUGGACGUGGAAGUCUUAAUUCAACAAAUGAAUGUAUAGUGGAUAAUAAUUGUAUUACCAAUGGAAUGAUAGGUGGUAAUCAUAGUUCAAGUAAUAGUACAACAUCAGAAUCAACUGUCUUCGACAGUUACAGCUCAAAAUAUUCAAAUCUUAAACUUCGACCACCUCUUCCAAUGUCAAUGUCUGUUACAACAAUAUCUCAAUCACAAAAAGCGCGUAAUUGGAUGAAACGUUCACAAUCUCAAAAUGAAUCUGAUACAGACACAAAUCGAUCCAGUUCAACCUCAGUCGAACAAAAUGAUCUAUUGGAAUUAGAUUACGAUGAACAAGUGACAGCUGUUUAA
Molecule: messenger RNA, 2442 nt
Organism: Didymodactylos carnosus
Lineage: Eukaryota; Metazoa; Rotifera; Eurotatoria; Philodinida; Philodinidae
Source: the annotation of a GenBank genome assembly